AUGAAUGUUGAAAUAUUAAUUACUAUUAUUGUAUUACAAACAAUUGUUAUUAUUUGGUUGUUGUUAAAAAGAAAUAAAAAGUGUAUUAAGUCUGUAAGUCAAGUCACUGAUAAAAUAGCAAAUACUAAUGAAGAAUAUAAAAUGGUGUUGUUAGUUAGAAAAGACUUAAAAAUGCAAAAAGGUAAAAUUGCAGCACAAUGUGGUCAUGCUGCUGUUGGUUGUGUUCUUAAAGCACAAAAAUAUGACCCAAUUUCAUUAAAUACAUGGAGAUAUUAUGGUCAAGCUAAGAUUGCACUGGUUGUAGAUAACUUGGAACAAUUAGAACAAUUAGAAAAGAAAGCAGAAGAAUCUAAUUUAAUUACGAAAAAAAUUUGUGAUGCUGGAAGAACACAAGUUGUCCCUGGAUCUAUUACUGUUCUUGGAAUUGGUCCUGCACCUGUUUCUAUUAUUGACCAAAUCACUGGAAAGCUUAAAUUAUUAUAA
This is a messenger RNA of Entamoeba nuttalli P19, 483 nucleotides long. Its product is annotated as peptidyl-tRNA hydrolase. Gene Ontology annotation, molecular function: peptidyl-tRNA hydrolase activity. NCBI's taxonomy places the organism in Eukaryota, Evosea, Mastigamoebida, Endamoebidae. The transcript has a single exon. The record is from RefSeq and is a predicted model, not a curated record. Bases 1 to 483 code for a protein of 160 amino acids. Gene Ontology annotation, cellular component: mitochondrion; cytosol.